Molecule: messenger RNA, 2476 nt
Organism: Heterobasidion irregulare TC 32-1
Lineage: Eukaryota; Fungi; Basidiomycota; Agaricomycetes; Russulales; Bondarzewiaceae
Gene: qor11
Product: quinone oxidoreductase 11
Exons: 6
Coding region: 15-1046 (343 amino acids)
Molecular function (GO): oxidoreductase activity
Source: RefSeq, a predicted model, not a curated record
CUAUACUACUUCCAAUGACGUCUCAAACUGUCUUCCGCUUGAAAGAAACCACUGGUCCAUCUGGUCUGAUCAAACUUGAGGAGCUCAUUCCAUCCCCUCGAGCCCAUGAAGUCCUCGUUCGCAUUCAUGCCGUUUCACUGAACUAUCGCGAUCACGUUAUUUCUAUCGGCGCCUAUCCUGUGGGAACGAAGAAAGAUGUGGUACCUUUCAGUGAUAUGGCCGGAGAGGUCGUGGCUCUCGGUGAAGAUACCCGGGACUUCAAGAUAGGUGACAGAGUAACAGCGAAUUUCGAUCUGUUUCACUAUUUUGGUCGCAAGUCAAGCCACGACGGGGCUCUUGGUGCGCCUAUUGAUGGCGUUCUGCAAGAAUACCGCGUUUUCAACGAGACGAGCCUCCUUCACAUUCCUUCUCAUCUGACCUAUGAAGAGGCGUCUUGCUGGCCAUGCGCCGGUGUCACUGCAUGGAAUGCUUUGUUUGGAGGAAUCCCUCUCAUUCCUGGACAAACUGUCCUGUUCCAGGGGACGGGCGGAGUCUCGAUUUCAGGUUUAAUUCUGGCUCAUGCCGCCGGCGCAAGGACCAUCGUAACUUCCUCUUCAGAUGAAAAACUCGAGCUUGCGACGAAGCUGGGGGCUACGCAUGUGAUCAACUAUAAGAAGCGCCCUGACUGGGAGAAAGUAGUACUGGAGUUGACCAACGACGUCGGGGUAGACUUCAUCUUCGACAAUGUGGGAAUAACUGAAAUCGACAAAUGUUUCACCUGCGUGGCGAAGGGUGGUGUCAUCACUGCUAUUGGGUUCCUCGGUGGUCUGCAGCAGGGGAGUUACCCUAAUGUCUCCAUGCUUGCUAUCAUCAGAGCAGCUACUCUCAGGGGAAUCAAUGUGGGCUCUAAGCAGUUGCAUCACGACCUGUUGCGCUUCGUCGAGGUCAAGCAGUUAAGGCCUUAUAUCGACAAGGUGUUCUCGUUUGAGGAGGCACCCUCGGCUCUGGAGUAUUUGGCUAGUGGAGGACACUUCGGAAAGAUUGUGGUCCGUGUUUCUCGUCAGUAGCUCUAAAAUACUUCAGCUGUAUGUAUAAAAAAGAAUCACGUUUCGCAGUGCGAAGACUAUAUAUUCAAUUAUGAUUUGCACCACGAAAGAAGUCUAUGAUAUAGAUUUUCUUAAGACGCGGUGAAAAGAAAUUGGCUAUAUAGCCAGGCAGUUCGUAUCUUGACAGAACCUGGACCCAUCUUCGCCUCAAGAUCAUCGAGGGCGUCCUCAUCACCAUCCACCAGAAGCUUGUCCUCGUAGGAACCCCACGAACUCGGGCUCACUGGGGCACGCGGAGAAGGGGGCCUGGGUAAAAAGUCUGCCUGCUCCUCAUAGUCUUCGUCUGAGUCCACGACGACUUUUAUAGCUGAUUCAUCGACGUCAACAGUGUCGAGAUCGUCUUGCUCCGGUUCCGCGGGAUUCGAUACUUGCGGGACAUCCUUCUCAACGACAUCUUCAUCCAAGGCAUCUUCUUCAGCCACAGCAUCCUCGUUGACAAUUGCUAUCUCACCCAACGAUUCAUCGUCGACGUCGCCUGUGUCGUCCAUCGGCUCCUCAGGGCUACCUUGCUCCAGUUCCGCGGGAUCUAGGUCUUCCUGUAAACCUUCCUCAACAAGCAAGUCUUCAUCCAUAGCAACCUCUUCGAUGAAUUCUUCGUCCAACUCAUCCUCGUCGAUUCCGCCUGUCUCCUCCAUCCAUUCUCCAGGAUCGAUCACACUCUCUUCUGCAACCUCGCCUUCGCCUGUCUUCUCAAGGUCUAUGCGUUCUUUGGUAAUCUCGACCUCAUCCUCAUCUCCAUCCUUGCCUGCGCCCUGAUCCUUGCCCUUGCCCUCGCCCUCGUCUUCGUCCUCGUCCUCGACUGCUGGCCCAGCUUCAAUAUCUUCUUCAUUGAGAUACAUAUCCUCGUCAUCGAAUUCAUCCCCCUCGUCAUCAAGUUUAUCCCCCUCGUCAUCUAGUUUAUCCCCUUCGUCAUCUUGCGGUUGAGUGAACGACUGCUUCUGAGGGCUGUCUUCGACACGCUUACUGCCUCCGUAGCUCGCCCUUCGCCCCUCCCGCUUCUUUGCCUCGUCCACUCUUCCUUGUCGCUCAAGACGUACAAACUGAGCUGCGCGGGUGUGUAGAGCCGGCGUCAUGUGCUCUGGAACCGCGUCUGCAGGAGAUGGGAUGUAUUUCAGGCCGUUAGAUGCUUGAAUCGGCUGCUUUGGCGAGCGAGUUGCCGUAUGUUCUGCAGAUGAACGCGACAGAGGGAUAACUUCCCCGCGGUGGUCGUCCCAGUCCUUGUCGCUACCCUCAUCUUCAUCCUCAUCUGACGGUGCUAGCUCAGCACAGGCCUCUUCAUAUGCACGUCGCAUGGCUAAAUGCAUCUGCCGACAGACUUUAUCCGUCUUUUCAAAGCUGUUCGUGCGCUCCCAGAUAUCUCGAACCAGCUUCUCUUGGAGGCCAUGAUUUUC